Messenger RNA from Symbiodinium necroappetens, 918 nucleotides. The record is from the annotation of a GenBank genome assembly. Lineage: Eukaryota; Dinophyceae; Suessiales; Symbiodiniaceae.
AUGGACUGCUGGAUGACAGAGAUCUCAUUCAAUUUUGACCAGUUUGUUUUGGCGAACCCAGACGUCGCCCCUAUCGACCUGGGAUCAAUCGGGUAUUCCGGUGAGAACUCGCUGUCGGUCAAAGGAUCCAUCCGUGACGCUGCAUAUGCUACGUCCGGGCUGGCCCUUGAGUUCUAUCGGAGCUACAAUGCAUCUGCACAUGACGCUGCGGCCUACUUUGACCGUAUUUCUGAUUUGGACCACAGCCACUUCUCUCCGUGCAACAAGACGGGCAACGAGUUUGCCAAUGAUGUUGAGAUGAGGCUCUAUAGACAGUGGACGGGUGAUUGGGAAGGUGUCGUCGAGACAGAGACUGGGUACAUCGCAAAUUGCCCGGACGGCCGCUUUUGGAUUUCCCCUGCAUGCCGCCACAACACAUCUGAGUGCAUCCCCAUUUUGGCCGCUGGAAAUGGCUGGAUUGUGUACGUUUUCAUGCAAUGGGCCACCUUCUACGGCAUACCAGCAGCGGUUGGAACUGCAGCAACCUGGGAGGAUUACUCUUCAAACGUGGUAGCCUUCCGAACACUCUUUCAUUGGUGGAUGCCCGAUGCAACCUUCCACCAGCUGGACGCCUCCAUGCUGCAGUUCCCGCGACACAGACCCCGCGAGUGGGCUGUGGGUAACUAUCGCACGGCAGAUGGGCAGAGCAAUAUUGUCAAGCUCAUCGCGCAGCCGCUGCAGCUGGCUGCCCCAAGGGUGCAGAGAUUUCUGCAGAAUUUCGACCUGGACCUCGAGGACAUGCAGAGCCUUCUGAGAAAGACGUCAACCAGCGCCGGCGCGACCGCUGAAGAAGUGGCCUGUGAGUGGAUUCGCGCCAACAGAGAUCGAUGGGAGAAGUGGGUGCCGGUGCAGACCCAGGGCUACAGCUGCAAGCCGUGA